This is a messenger RNA of Daldinia vernicosa, 2697 nucleotides long. Its product is annotated as phosphatases II. Gene Ontology annotation, cellular component: centrosome; nucleolus; mitotic spindle pole body. The record is from RefSeq and is a predicted model, not a curated record. The transcript is spliced from 3 exons. Gene Ontology annotation, biological process: protein dephosphorylation; regulation of exit from mitosis; microtubule cytoskeleton organization. Gene Ontology annotation, molecular function: protein tyrosine/serine/threonine phosphatase activity; protein serine/threonine phosphatase activity. The coding region runs from base 721 to 2637 and encodes 638 amino acids. Lineage: Eukaryota; Fungi; Ascomycota; Sordariomycetes; Xylariales; Hypoxylaceae.
GGACGAUAAGAUAAGGUUUGGUAGGAGGAUAAGAAGCGUUGGAAUUCAGCUGCGGCUUAUGAGGCCAGCGUUUCAGCCACCUAUGAAAUGGGUCCAGACGGCAGGACGGUUGCUAAGCAACGGCUUGACCGGUAAACACGACAGGGCCGACAGGGGUUUAGGUCACGGUCUUAACCUAAUAUGGUAAGAUGUCAAAUGAAGACGCUAUGCGACGGGCCAGAAGUUUGACCCAUGUCACUUUCUUACCCCAACAUAACAACAAUCAAAUAAUAAUAGAGCGAAACCAUACAAAAACAUCCUUUUCUUGAAAAACACCCAUUAAUAAUUUACAUCGUCUACUUCAACCUUUCUUCCUUCUUAUCAAACAGGCUCCUUAACUCUUCUUGCUUGCACUCACUACUACUUGCUGCCCAUACGCGAUACGCAUCAUACAUCAUUGAACGGGUUUACCGGUACAUGAACUGUUUGUUUAUCGUAUCCGAAAUUAGAAUCAUUUCUUCACCGAUAUCGUUAAACGGUCCUUCCGGCGACUGAUAUAUCUCCAAUCGCUAUAUUUAUACUACUGCAGGCCUGCGUUUGUUUAUGCAGAGCCGUUGAAGCUUCCCGUCUUCCCGUUCGAGUCUAUACUUGACGGGGUAAACAAACCCAGCUCUUGAGCCGGAAACAACAAAGGAAUUGCAGCAGAAAAGAGUAGAAGCAGCGAUAACAUCAGCAUUCAAGAUGCCGCCUUCGAGGAGUGCCCAAUCGGGUCAGGUUAUUGAGUAUAUUCCAGACCGCCUUUACCUAGCAUCCUACAUUCAUCCUCCUACAGCCGACACCGUCUUUCCCUACUCCGAACCCCCAACUCGCUCGCCAAGUAAACGAUCACAAAGAGCUGUCGACGGGCCUUCGCCUGCUGUGUCUAAGUCGGACCGACAUCCCCCUUACUACUUUACAGUCGAUGACAGCCUCUUAUACAACGCCUUCCACCACGAUUUUGGCCCACUUCAUAUCGGUCAUUUGUACCGUUUUGCCCUGCAUUUUCACGAUGUUCUUGGCGCAAAGGAAAACCAGCAUAGACCUAUUGUGUUUUGGAGCCGUGCAGACCCGAGGAGCCGGGCCAAUGCCGCUUGUUUACUCGCUUGCUACAUGGUUUUGAUUCAAUCUUGGCCACCUCAUUUGGCUCUGGCGCCGAUUGCGCAGGUUGAUCCGCCUCUAAUGCCUUUCCGCGACGCUGGUUACAGCCAAGCGGAUUACGGCAUCACUGUGCAAGAUAUCGUGUACGGUGUCUGGAAAGCCAAGGAAGAGGGUUGCUGUGUCCUAGACAACUUCGAUCUUGACGAAUACGAAAAGUUUGAACGCGUCGAACACGGCGAUUUCAACUGGAUCACACCUCAUUUCCUGGCAUUCGCAUCCCCACAGCAUAGCCCGGUGGCACGCAUCACCGAGUCGUCGGAAUUAUAUGAUUCUCUUCCUAAGACACUCUCCGCGGUCGAUUCUCACCCAACCCUCCCUCAGUCAUUCAAGAACGUACUAAGCCACUUUUCCGAGCGCAGCAUCGGCCUAGUUGUCCGACUUAACUCGCCUCUAUAUUCUCCAUCUUACUUUGAGGCGUUAGGGAUCCAACACCUCGACAUGAUUUUUGAAGAUGGUACCUGCCCCCCCUUAAGCACCGUUCGAAAGUUCAUCAAGCUUGCACAUGAGACAAUUACUGUUCGAAAGAAGGGUAUCGCGGUUCACUGUAAAGCCGGUCUUGGGAGAACUGGAUGCUUGAUUGGGGCAUACUUAAUCUACCGCCAUGGAUUUACGGCAAAUGAGGUCAUUUCCUUCAUGCGUUUUAUGCGCCCUGGUAUGGUUGUUGGCCCUCAACAGCAUUGGUUGCACAUCAAUCAAGGAGUUUUCCGCGAGUGGUGGAUCGAGGAGAGAAUGGAGAGGAAGAUAAGAAAGGAGCUCGCGGCUGCGAACCAGGCGCCCAGCACGCCCAUCCGAGCAAUGCAGAAGGCUACUCUAAGCCGAAGUGCUCAGGCGUCUACACCUCCCAGCAGAAGCCCAUCAAACCGUACGCCUCUCGGCGAAAUGGAUGGUGAAAGGCGUAAUGCGGGUGCGCAAGAGGACUACCUACCGGCCCCGACGCCAGGUCAGCCUCGGAAGACGAGUCGCCUAGAUCGACAUCAUCCUUAUCAGCGCAACGCGGCUCAGCCUUCCCCGGUCGAGGAGGAACGCGAGGGGGCUGAGAAAGACACGGAGGUCAUCUCCGUCCACAGACGGUCUAACGACGCCGAAUCCGAAGAAGAAUGGCUCUUACGCAUGCGAACUCAUCGCAAGACAUCGCACACACCAGGCCGCAGUGAAAAGAUGAGAUCAGUAAGCCAAAGCACGACAACAACGAUAUAUCAAGUCAUAGACAAUGAUGCAUCUAAUGACGCUGAGAACAUUGGCAGUGCUCGGCCGAAGACCAUCGUGGACCAUGUCACCGGCUCGCCAACGCGGUCGGCGAGCGCUUCUGGUAUAAUGACCAAGGUCAGGAGCAGCAAGCGAACUGCCGAAUCCAGCCGCAACAAGGAUUCGGCGGGCGUGCGCAAGACGAGCGGUCGGGUUGGUAGUAUCAACGCCAACUCAAACGUUAGCUCAACGGCGCGCAAGGUAUCCGCGAUAUAGGAGACCGAGUCCUUGCUGUUGCCAAAUUGAGCGUUAACGGCUAUUUAAUGAUGUUGCGUU